Anopheles funestus (African malaria mosquito) is the source of this 4722-nucleotide messenger RNA. RefSeq lists its product as uncharacterized. Lineage: Eukaryota; Metazoa; Arthropoda; Insecta; Diptera; Culicidae. Gene Ontology annotation, molecular function: GTP binding; GTPase activity. The transcript has 6 exons. Bases 2416 to 3936 code for a protein of 506 amino acids. The record is from RefSeq and is a predicted model, not a curated record. Gene Ontology annotation, biological process: small GTPase-mediated signal transduction.
UUUUUCCCUUCUAUUCAUGUGCUUUGCGCUUUGAUUUCACCUUUUUGCCUUUUUCUUCUUUGCACCGUUUCAUUCGUAUUUGCUUCUCUUUUCCUUCUUUCCACCAUGAUGCAUUUAAAAUUUAUCUUUUUUUGUUGCUUCUCUUAUGUUUUUUGGAUUUUAUUUUCUCGAUGUUUCGCCCAAGGUGCAAACAGCAAAGUGAAUGUGAUGUUUUUAGAGUUUUCUUGGAAAAAGACACAAAUGUGCAUCUGCUAUGGCUUUGUUGCUAACAUCAGUGAAGAUGCUGCAAAAUGCAACAAUGCAAAAUAUACAAAAAAAACAACAUCAAAAUUUCAAACUUUGAAGGGCAAGUGAUUGAUUGCUAAGUUGGAAAUAAUUUCGAUUCAUUCAUCAAUCGAACGAAACCCGAUUUUCCUAUUCGAUGUGGAACGAUAAGACAGGAAGUGUAGUUCCACCCUCAUGCAUCUUGAAGCGAAAAGGCAACGCAAGGGUUUUUGGGUUCCUCGUGUGAUCCAUUUUGUGCGAAGAGAUCCCCUUUCUGUAUAGGAAUAUUAAUUUUGUCUCACGGAAUCAGUCCUCCGUUUGCCGAUGCACCAUCAUCCGUCAGCUGUGCAGCGGCAUAGGGUCUUUUUUUUAAUAAACGAUUCGGUGGGAAAUAAAAGGGAGAAAACCCAACCUUCUAAAGGCUUGCAUCACCGAACCGUGUUUUAUCUUUCCACAACCUACUGCACACGGUGGGAAAAGUGCGACCGGGACCAAGCAGUAAAGCUAUGCGAUGGGAAAUGGAACAUGGCUGGACCGUUUUAUUCGCUAGGGGUGCUACAUUUUGAUCGUAUACGGUCCGCUCAUCAAAUGCAUCGGCACACAAGCGCACUAACGGAUACGGGGGUUUGUUUUUUGGUUUUAUUUUGGUUUAAAGAUACGGCGCAUGCACACCAUACAACUGGACGUCAUUAUUGCACACACGAGCAACGGCAGCCGCUGUCUGGGGUGUAAACGGGUUGUCUUGAUAAGCGCAUAUCGUACCCUUCCUACUUUACCUUGUUAUCAGUUUUGCAACCGUACCGGCAAGCCCUGUUAGACAGGCAACACGCAGCAAAACAUGGCAUCAUUGCCUUGCGGACGACAUUCAUUGAAACGCCGCGACAGUAUGACGCAUAGUGUUAGUGUAAUGUAUUGCCGUCUGAUGGAGACGCUCGGUAGAGUAGGUUUCGUGUACUGCGCUUUGUUUACAUUGUGAGAUCACCUCUUUAGUAGUUGUUUUAUCGUAUGAAUGUCACUACGGAAAGAGCGAUCUACUAAGCGUCCAUUCUGACAGGUGUCAAAUAAAUGUCAAAUCGAUACCGAUAUGGUUUUAAACCGAUCGUUAGUUAAUCACGUUUUCAUUCUUUUUUUUUUCUUCCUUUGCAGGUGUUUCUUAUUUAUUUUCAACCAACAAAUCAGAAAGUGGAUUGCAUCGAAACUUCGAGAAAGUAGCGCAGAGUGUAAACAGUGCAGUUCCGGCAUUAAAUAACACUCGCCCGUACAAAUAAGUACACGGGGCUGUUGUUGUUCUUCAGUGUGUGUGUACGUGUUAGUGAGUGUAAUUCGCAAGUAAUCAAUUAUUCUGGCAAAAAAUGAUGCGAUAACGAGCAGUGCAGUGGAAGGGAGGGAAAAAGUAUAUAUCGACACCAAUCACUCAAUCAUUCAAAGUGUAAAAGCGGAAGCAGAAGCAACGGAGCAUUGUUGGUGCAUACGGGCAAAGGGGUGUAAAUCCAUCAAAGCAAGUCAAGCAGCAAGAAAGAAGCUUUCUAGUGCAUUACUCUGUAUUGGUGGUGGUGUGUGCGUGUAUGUUUGGGCAUGAGUAUGAGUGUUCGAUGAAAAUUAAACCUUUCGCUUGCAAAUGUGGUGCUGUGCAGUGAAAAGCGGGAAGUGGAAAAUUCAGUGACCGGAACGUCGGAAGUUGCAGCAAGCGCCAAAAACGGUGCCUGGGAAAGGAAGAACGUGUGCAGCAGCAGCAGCAGUAGUAGUGGUGAAGCAGUGAAAAUCAACCGAACGGUUCUUCCGUUCCUGGUUGAUGUGUGAUUUGAGCAUACGCAAAGUGGUUUUGUGCAAAGUGUAAAAUGCAACCUACCAUUGCAUGUUGGAUUACCAUGCAUUGAAGUGAUUGAGCUUUAAAUGCAUAUAAGUGAGCGGCGCUGAGCGUUUUGUUUCCCCGCUAGGGAAAAAAGGAAAUUUAUUUGGCAAAAGAAGGGUACCUUUACGCCUUUUUAGCCCCAUUCGUUUUAACGGCUUUAGCUUGAUAGUGAUCGAACAACAGUGUUGCCCGCUUAUGGUUGAGAAGCCAUUUCCCUGCUGCAAGCGACAAAGAUACAAUCGUCCCCCUUGGUACCGGAACCGAGAACAAGUUCCCCUGGGUGAGGGUGGUCGAUUUAAAUGCCACCACAGAUAUUGCCAAUACUGGGCAGCAGUGGUAGUACCAGCACGAAGAUGCAAUCCCGCGAUCAUCCCUUCAACCGGUCCACGAGACCGCUGCUUGAACGUCGCGCCCAACCACAGGUGGUGAGCACGAAGAAGCAGUUCCACUACGGUGGUGGUACCGGUUCGGCAGGCCAGCAGCAGCAGCAGCCAAAAAUACCGACCCGUGGCUAUAACGACUUUAACCUGAUCAGCCGUCAGUACGAAACGUGGAACUCGAACCAUUCGCACAAGGGUUACCCGUACGGUAGUCCACCGUCACCGACGCACGACGUCGGGCACGACUUUCAGUUCUCGGACAUUGAGGGACCGCAGCGGGCCCAACAUCACCAGCGCACCGUACAUCAGUACACGGUGAACAGCAACAACAGCGACGACGAUGACGACUACGACGAGCUGGUGUACCAUCACAAUCAGCUUAAUGUCGCGUCGAACGGUGUCGGGCUGAAGGUGGCCAAUCAGCAACUGCGCCGGCGGCUACUGGAUGCCGCAUCACCGACACCUCCAGUACCGCCGCAACGAACGGUGCACAAGACACCGCCGCCACCGCCACGCCGCACGGAAUCACCACCAACGGCAACCGGUGGUGGACCGGCCGAUCUUGAUGGACCGUUCGUGUUCGGUGUACAUCAUCCCAACACCUUCACGCCAGCCUACGGCACUAAGGCGACACUGUACGGUACGGGUACGGCCGCUAUUGGCGGCAAGGAUGUAAAGGAUGCGCUUCACUCCAGUCCCGACUCGAGCCAGCACAGCAGCGAUACCAGCUCGAGCGAGAAAUCACGACGCGCUUUGGUGAAGGAGAAGAAAAACUCGAAACGAUCGAAAAUCGACAAAAAAGAAAAAUCGAAACAAAAGCCUGAAAAACGAACGUCCGAAGUGAACAUACCGCCGAACGUGAAGUGUGUCCUCGUGGGUGAUGGGGCCGUCGGUAAAACCAACCUAAUACUCUCCUACAUCCAGGAUCGCUUCACACACGAAUACGUACCGACGGCAUUCGACAAGUACAAUGUGGACGUUAGCGUAGAUGGACGACCGAUCGGUGUGACGCUGUGCGAUACAGCGGGACAGGAUGCGCUCGAUACACUGCGGCAGCUUUGCUAUCCCGGUUCUGACGUUAUUCUGCUUUGCUUCUCCGUCGUCCAGCCGGACAGUUUCCGGUCUCUGGCCACCAAAUGGCAGCCGGAAAUCAGCAAGCUGAAGGGUGUCUCGGUGGUGCUUGUCGGCACCCAAUCGGAUCUACGGAACGAUCAGAAAACGAUCAGCAAGCUGCAGGCACAGGGACAGAAACCAAUCCUGUUCUCAUCUGCUUGGGACUUUGCCCGAAAGAUAGGCGCAAAGUACAUUGAAACAUCGUCACAUAAGAAGGAACACAUAAAGGAGGUAUUCGAUACAGCCAUCUGGGACGCACUGCAAUCACAGGAAUAUAGCAAACGGAAGCGACCACUCUGGAAGCGAUUAUGCUGCAUAACCUGCUGACUGGAUCGCUUGCCGUGGUGCAUGAGAACGGAAAACCAUACACCAACAACAUGAUACAAACUCAAGACUGUCAAUUCCUAUGUGCGGUGGACGGCGAGCUGCGAGCUCCAGCAAACACAAGCAGUAGAGAUUAGUAGUGCACUAGUAGUAAUUGUAGAUAAAACAAUCCUCACAAGGCAUCACGCACAGAUACGCCUCAGAACCGGCGAACAUUGAAUAGCUUUUGUCCUAGCGCGUAGGUUAAUCUAUUAUUUCGCAUUGUAAAAUAACGCAUUACGAUUGAAAGACAUCAAAAGUGAGAUAAAGUUUAGGUGAAAAGGAAAAGCCCGCGGCAUCUUCGAAAAUGCCGUGUGGGUGUAUAAGGGAUUCACAGCGCACCAUUGGAUGCACCAUUGUUUAGGUGCUGUAGCGUUGCAUUAGUGGUGGAAGAUAUUUAAUCAAACUGUUCUAUCGUUCUACACGGCGCGGCACGGCUAGCAAGCAGCUGUGUGUCCAUGUGGUAAGGUUAAUGGAUAGUUUAAGACAUUACUCAGCGAUAGGAACGCGUUUUGCGUUGAUGCUUAUUGAAUAGGGAACACAUCUGUCCGCAUGACAAAACAAACAGAUGCUGUUCGAUUUAGAGCCCCGUAUUAUAAGGUAUGCAGCAUCAGUAUGGUACGAGCGCGUACCACGGCAGCAUUAUGCUACGAUGAAGUGUCACCAAACAACGUUGAGACUUACUUGAAUAAUACUGUCAUCACAACUGACAUCGCACCAGCCGGUUAAUGAAACAUGAACGAUAAUGUC